Messenger RNA from Chlamydomonas reinhardtii, 3638 nucleotides. RefSeq lists its product as uncharacterized. The coding region runs from base 91 to 2943 and encodes 950 amino acids. NCBI's taxonomy places the organism in Eukaryota, Viridiplantae, Chlorophyta, Chlorophyceae, Chlamydomonadales, Chlamydomonadaceae. The record is from RefSeq and is a predicted model, not a curated record. The transcript is spliced from 8 exons.
GAUAUUGAGACGCCUUAAAUCAAGCAAUCAACCAAGUCUUCUGACCGCUACGUUUGAGCUUUGAAGUUUGAACAACGACGGGUCGAUCGCAUGCAUGGAAAACAAGAUACGGGCUAUAUCCUUUAUGAGGGUACCGUUCGGGCCUCUCCAGUAAACGGAGCCUCGGGAGCCUCCUCGACAGCUUGGGGCCAUGUGCAGGUGGUGGUGCAGUGGUGUCAGCCCGCCGCCGAUGCUGCUGAGACGGGCUCAGUAGGCUUCUCGAAUGCGCAAGGUCGUGUGGUGGAGCUCGAGUGGGUUUCGGCUGAGGAGGAGGCCAAUGCGGCAGACACGCACCCGCUCCCCGCCGUUGUCCUCCCGGCCGGCCUGGCGCCGGGCUCAGCUGUAACGGUCGCCGCGCCAACCACAGCACCCGACGACGCUGGUGGCGCUAUGGCGCCAGCUAGCUGCACCACUGUUGAGGCGGGUGCGUGGCUCGGCACUCUUCGAGACGGCGUGCUUCGCCUGUCGGCUGCAGUCAGCGGCAACCCAGCAGCGGAUGACGCGAGUGGCGGGGGGCCCGCGCUUCAGCUGACGCUCGAGCUGGUUCCCCAGCCGCACCUGUUCCACAUUGCCCUGGCAUGCCGUGCGGACGAGGCGGGUGGGCUCCAGCAGCGGCUGCUGUGCCAGUGGCGGCAGCUGGUGCGGCCCAGCAAGCCGCUGCGCGUGAUUGACGCAUGCAGCUCGGCAGCAGCGCCCAAGAGUGCCGCCGCGGCUGCUACUGCUGUUGUGGCGGCGGCGGGGGCGGCGACUGGGGCAGCUGGCAGUAGCGGGGAAGAGUCCGUUGUCGCGCGCGUCGCGGCGUCAGGCAGUCUCCUUGUGCUGCUUAGCCCCGGCGUGUGGGCUUGCUCGGAGGUGCUUGCAGCGGUGCGGGCGGCUCAGGAGCGCGGGCUGGGUGUGCUGCUGUUGUUUCUGGCCGCUCCGGACGCGGCCAGCUGCCACGUGCCGUCGCCGCCUACACCCGCCUCGCCGCCCGCCGAGCUGUUCGAUCUGGCCCGCACGGCGGCGGUGGACUUGGGCCAGCUCAUAGGCACGGCGCCGGCAGAUUUCUCCAAGCUGUUCGAGGAUGUGGAGGCCAUUCCCUAUCGCAUGCAUCCGCACGCGGAGGAGGCGGCUGCACGGCACCUGGCGCAAAUGGGCGGCUGCGGUAUACGCCUGCGGCGGCCCGAGGCAGAGAGCGUGCUGCCGGCGUAUCUGGCGCCGCGCCCUGGCGCCGCGCCCCCGCCCGCCCCCCUGCGCCUGCCCUCUGCCCACCUACCUCGCUUCUACUACGAGGGUGUCGCCUACCACCGCCCGCCUGACGGGGGCCCCGUGCUGCUGCGCGGCUGGUACCAGGUGGAGGCGGAGUUCGAGGCGGAUGCGCGGCGCAUCCACCUGGACGUCUCGUACGAGCCCAAGGCGGGGCGCUCCAUGCCCAAGUACAAACACCGGAUGGAGCUGGAGUGGGAGGCGCAAGGGGCAGGAGGGGUGCUGCAGCUGGGCGAGGUCAAGCAGGGCAAAUACUGGGGCAGGUGGACGGGCGAGGCGGUGGGGGGCGAGGGCGGAGAGCUGCAGCUGACUGAGGAAGAAGACUUCAUUGUGCUGCGCCCGCAGCCCUUUUUCUACCAUUUCUACUUGGCUGGGGCGCCCGACGGCGCGGCCAGCCUGGGUGUGCGCCUUGCUUCGGGGCUGCACGAGCAGAGCAGCCCCGGCUGCCGCAUCCGGCUGUUUCGCAGCCUGGGGGCAUCAACGGAGGAGCGCGCGGCAGCACUGUCUUGCAGCGCGGCCGUGCUGGCGGUGCUGUCUCCGGGUGCUUGGUCAGACCCCGGCUUCGUGUCAGACCUGGAGCGUGCGGCGGCGCGGGGCCUGCCCGUGCUGUUCCUGUAUGACCCCGACCCACGCAUGGCCUCACACGUGGAGCUGUCCGCGUGUGUGGCUUCGGCGCCGCCCGGGCCCGUCUCCGCUUUGCUGCGGCGCUCGGACGUGAGCGCCCUGUACCGGCGCUGGUACGAGCAGGACGCCUGCCUGCAGCACCUCAUGCGGAGUGCCGGCUUUGGGCGCUGCGUGCACCUGCCCACCGACCACGACCAGUUCGUGUUCGAGCUGCACGAGGCGCGCUCGGACACGGCCAGCCUGCAGCUGAUGCGCGAGGGGCGAUGGCUGUACUAUGAGGGGCAGGCCGCGCGCGAGGGCAACGUGUGGGGCUGGUACCAGCUUGAGGCCAGGUUCCAGCCCGAGCUAGAUCUCAUCGAGUUGUGGGUGGAGUUUGAGUCCAAGCACACCAACUCCAUUCCGUCGUACAAGGCACGCUUCCACAUGCAGUGGGACACAAAAGACAACUCUGUCGUGGAGCGCGGCCUGGGGCGGUGGAAGGGGCACGUGGACGGCAUUGGCGGCGUGUUCUCACUGCGCAACAACUUCGGUGACGCCCUCACGUUUCGGCCGCAGCCCUUCAUCUGGCACUUCUUCCUGUCGCACGUGCAGCGCGAGAGCUCUGACUGCUGUGCGGCGCUGGCCCUGGCGCUGACCGAGCUGUCGGUGCGGGGGCGCCGCAUGCGGGCGUGGUACGACAACAAGGCGGGCGUCCUCACGAAGGAGGCAAUGCUGCUGGGGAUACGGCACUCGCACAUGUUCGUUGUCUUCCUCAGCCCAUCCACCUUCCUGAAGGCCAAUUGGGAGAUCCAGACCGCCCUGAGCCAGGGCAAGCGCACCCUUCUCAUCCACGACCCAGACCCCUCCUCCCGCAUCCACGUGGACUUGGCAGCGGCGCGGCAGGAGGCGCCCGAGGACCUGCGCCCAAUCUUCGACGGGCCGUGCCUGGCCUGGCCGGGCUUUGGCGGAGACGUGGACGGCGUGACACGGGAGCUGAUGGAAUUGGGGGGCUUCCAGGACUGGUUCAGGCCCCGAGGGCACGAGGAGAGCCAGUAGGAGCGGCAGGGCAAGAGGCGGGUGGUGGGUGGCGCGGCAGCAGUGUACCGCACGCCGAGCUAGGGAGCGCUACUGCUGGUGCGUUUCUUGAUCGCCAGUUUACGGGUUAUCCUGGAUGAGGCACGAGGCGUGUGGGAGGUUUUUGUGGGAGAGCGUUGGUGCAGCAACGGACGCGGUUGAGGAGUUCGGUAUGUGGGUGGAUGUGUGGUGUGCGGUACUGGGGCAUGCACUUGGUGGAGUUGUUUUAACACUCGUUUUCACAUUGGAACCGUGACUGUGCAGGAAACUUCACGAGGAACGUUUUGCAGUCAUAGAGUGCUUGAGGAGUCAUAGCUAUACAUAGCUAGCCAACAAAUGAACGCGUCUGGGUGAGGGCGAGAGCUGGUGCACUGUGCACACAUGUACCGUACGUGUGUUAGUGAGUAGAAAGAAGCAACGCGGAAACAGGACAUGUGUGCGUGUGUGUUUGUGUGUGUCACAAGACCACAACCUGCUCGUGUGCGUAUGACGCGACACGGACGGACGCACGGGGAUUGAGGGAAGCGACUGGGCGUAAGGAGGCGCGCGCCUGCGCUGUCUUGUGCACUCCGCUGCCACGUGACUGACGUGAGGAACCGAGCAAACGGGCAAGGCGACCAAGCGUCACGGCUGCAAGCAGUGAGGGCUGCAAGCCUGGCACGCCAUCGUCCACACCA